AUGACGCCGCGGGAGGUGAUUGGAGCGGGUACGGGAAGCGGCGGGGCUCUCACCCCUGCCGUUAACCGUGCUCCGAGGCCGACGAUGAAGUUGAAGCUGUGUGGAGCGGGCGGCGGGCGGCUGGGCACGCUGGCGGGCCUGGGCAGGAGCGGGGCCGCCGCCCUGGCGCUGCCGGGCUGCCUCCUCUACACGCGGACCGGCUCGGCCCCCCACCUCACCCGCGACACCCUGCAGGAGGUCAGCGGCGUCCCCGCCGUGGCCCAGCUCACCCUGCCCACCAUGGCAGAACUUCAUGAGGUCCUAGAAGAAUAUAAAGAAGGAGCUGCAAAAUUUAUAGGUAUGCCAGAUGCAGUGCUGUACUGCUCCCUUCAUGACCCAGUCACUCCCUGUCCAUCUGGCUACAACACAAACAAGACGGUGUCCCUGUGGGGGACCUCAGGGCGCAUGGAAAUGACAGCUUCCAAGUUCAUGGACAUACAGCGGGCCAUCCAGCCAGACUGGUUCCAGUGCAUCUCUGAUGGAGACACUAUUUCUGGGGAAGUUGGUAGAAAAAGGGCCAAGAAGUCCGUGGAUAGGUCACUUUCCUUCCUGGAUGCAUGCCUUCAGCUGCUAGAGAAAUCACCGGAACUACAAGGAAGUGUAAUGUUUGGGGCAAUUGAAGGUGGAGAUAUCUUGGAAGAGAGGCUCAGAUCAGCCAGGGAGACUGCCAAGCGACCUGUGGGUGGCUUUCUGCUAGAUGGCUUCCAGGGAUGUGCCAUGGCCAAGGAGACCAAGUUGAAACUGAUAGCUUCUGUCACAGCAGAGUUGCCAGAGGAUAAACCAAGAAUCAUCCAUGGUGUAGGCAAACCAGAUGAGGUGCUUGAGUGCAUUGAAAGGGGAGUGGACAUUUUUGAGAGCUUCUUUCCCUUCCAAGUGACAGAGCGAGGCUGUGCCUUGGUUUUCAGUUAUGACUGCCAUCCAGAUCCUGAAGCAGCAGUUUUCAAACAAAAUGGAGCCCAGCACCUGGAGAAGAAUGGUACUGAAGAAGACCAGGAUGAAAUCUCCAAAGCUGACCCAGAAAUGACACCGUUUGAGAUAUUUCUGAAGGACAAAAGAUACCAAGAGGAUUUUGGUCCUUUGCUGGAAGGAUGUACCUGUUACUGUUGUCAGAGGCAUACUCGCGCCUACGUCCAUCACCUCCUCGUGACCAAUGAGCUGUUGGCCAGUGUCCUGCUCAUGAUGCACAACUUCCAGCACUACUUCGGUUUCUUCAGUGCCAUACGGGAUGCCUUAAGAGACAAUAAACUGGAUCAGCUGAAAAAUCUUGUCUUCAGGCAGGCGCUUCAAGGCCCAGCAGAUGCGAAGCCAGGCCAGUGAGUUCAGAGGAGGUUACAUCCUUAUCCAGUGGGACUGGGUAAGGUGGACUGCCAACAGUGUCACCUGGACCGGUCAGCAGUAGAAUGCCUUCCUUCCUGGAGGGAACUGAAGAGGACAUUUGAAGAUCUCACUUUCUUGGUAUGGAAGGAAGACCUUAUUCAAAUGUCCCUUUCAGUUAAUUGGCUUGGUGCAUUCUCAGGGUAUGGAGGAGCCUGAACAGCUCACAAGACCAGUAUAGGUAGCUUUGUAUUCAGUUACUCACUCGAUUUUCCAUGUGUAAGGACAGAAUUAUUGACCUUGUGAUUGCAGAAGAUGCAGGGCAUAUAUUUUAAAUUAAUCCAGCUUCUGACAGGAGGCUCAGCAGCUGUUGGGGACUCUCGUUCCAUCCUCAACGCAUAUUGCAGGUAAUUAUUUUUCUAGAAAAUCCCAGUGAUGUAGUUGUCCCAUCAUGCAGCUCCUUGAUGAGAGAUCCUGCCUCAGUCUAACACACUGUUUCUUAUGGCCACUGCCAGCAUCUGUGUCCCUGAAAAGAACUGACUGGAAGUGCUGCCGUGUUCAGUGUCACAAAGGGCUGUACACGUAGAAUGUAGGCUGCAGUGUAGAAUGUUCUCUGGGCCAGGAGGAGGGCAUCCAGCUCGGCCUGGCCAUGAAAACCUUCUGCUUCAGGAGUCCUACUCUGUGACAUUAGAGCCAGAAAGAAGGGAAAGCGUUUAAUCCGUGUCCUGCUAUAGAAGGUUUUUUUGACUCUGUACUCUUUCACCUGUAUGGACAAAGAUUUCACUCCUGCACUAGCACGUGGUUGGUCGUGAAUGUACCGUUCUUUCCAACUGCCCUAGCACUGGUCAAAUAGCAGGCUGCACAAAUGUCAGCAUGAGAUGGAGCUGUGGAAGAGAUGAAUUGCAGGAAAAAGGGUUUAGAAAAGAUUCUUAUGGCUCCUUGUUUUAAAAUAUGACUUAAUUAUGUCACAUUCCUCUUAUUCAGUUUUUUUUAAUGCCUCUUACUUCGAAUCCUGGAUUUAUUCAUUUUGUGUUACAAAGUAACAAUAAAAAUUUUUUUAUUGUUA
Chroicocephalus ridibundus (black-headed gull) is the source of this 2419-nucleotide messenger RNA. RefSeq names its product queuine tRNA-ribosyltransferase accessory subunit 2 (gene QTRT2). Gene Ontology annotation, molecular function: tRNA-guanosine(34) queuine transglycosylase activity. The transcript has 8 exons. Bases 1 to 1356 code for a protein of 451 amino acids. The record is from RefSeq and is a predicted model, not a curated record. Lineage: Eukaryota; Metazoa; Chordata; Aves; Charadriiformes; Laridae.